UGAUGAGACAGCAAAAGAAGAGAAAGCACCUGCAAAAGAGAAGUACGUUGCAAAGCCGAAGGCAAUCCCUUCUCUCGGAAACAAGAAUAGAUUCCACCCCUAUUCAAAGGAGAAGAAUGCAGGCACUGGAGAAAAGAAGACUAUUAAUCGUAAUAGAGUUUUUAUUAGCAACAUCCCGUAUGACAUGAAAUGGCAAGCUAUUAAAGAUCUUAUGAGAGAGAAAGUUGGUGAGGUUACAUACGUGGAGCUGUUUAAGGAUGCUGAAGGAAAAUCAAGGGGUUGUGGUGUGGUUGAAUUCAAAGAUGAAGAAUUUGUUAAGAAAGCGUUAGAAACUAUGAACAAAUAUGAUCUUAGUGGAAGACCCCUGAAUAUUAAAGAGGAUCCCGAAGGUGAACAUGCUCGUAGGGCAUUACAUCGUGUAGGAGGACAGUUUCCAGGAGGACAUGGACCUGAUGUAGCACCUGGAAUAAUGAAUUUACCACCUUCUAUUCUCAAUAAUCCAAACAUUCCUCCUGAGGUUAUCAGUAACUUGCAGGCAGGCAGGCUCGGGUCCACUAUUUUUGUUGCUAAUCUUGACUUUAAAGUUGGCUGGAAGAAACUGAAGGAGGUAUUCAGCAUUGCUGGAACUGUAAAGCGUGCAGACAUCAAAGAAGAUAAAGAUGGCAAGAGUCGAGGAAUGGGAACAGUUACCUUUGAACAAGCAAUUGAAGCUGUUCAAGCAAUAUCUAUGUUCAAUGGACAAUUCCUGUUCGAUAGACCCAUGCAUGUAAAAAUGGAUGACAAAUCAGUUCCCCAUGAAGAUUUCCGUGUUGCAGACAGCAAAACUUCACAAUUACCUCGUGGUCUUGGUGGCAUUGGUAUGGGACUUGGACCAGGUGGACAGCCCAUCAGUGCAACACAAUUGAGCAUGGGUGGUGGAAUGGGGAGCAUGGGUCCAGGAGGUAUGGGAAUAGACGGUCCAGGAUUUGGCGGCAUGAAUAGAAUGGGAGGCGGACUUGCUGGAUUUCGUGGAAUGGAAGGAAUGCCAAAUAUGGGAGGAUUUGGAGUAAGCCGAAUGGGAGAAAUGUUCCGUGGUGGAAUGGGAGGAAACAUGGACAGAGAUUUUGGUCGUAGUGACAUGGCAUUGAACCGUGGCUUUGGAGAUUCUUUUGGAAGGAUGGGUGGUGCAAUGAUUGGUGUUUUUGCAGGAGGAAUGGGAGCGCCUAGCAUGGGCCCAGUAAGAUCUGGAAUGAGUGGUGGAAUGGGUGGUAUGAACAGUAUGGCUGGAGGAAUAGGAAUGGGGAUGGAUCGGAUGAGUUCUGGUUUUGAUCGAAUGGGACCAGCUAUGGGUGGAGGCCUGGACAGGAACAUCGAUAUCGAUCGAGGAUUUGUGCCUGGCCCAAUGGGAGGUGGCAUGAGGGAGAGAUUAGGCUCUAAAGGCAACCAGAUAUUUGUGAGAAAUCUUCCUUUUGACUUGACCUGGCAGAAGUUGAAGGAGAAAUUCAGUCAGUGUGGUCAUGUAAUGUUUGCAGAAAUAAAAAUGGAGAAUGGAAAAUCAAAGGGCUGUGGAACAGUGAGAUUUGACUCACCAGAAUCUGCUGAAAAGGCCUGUAGGAUAAUGAACGGCAUAAAAAUCAGUGGCAGAGAAAUUGAUGUACGCUUGGAUCGCAAUGCAUAAUUUAAAACCGUGUGUUCAGGAACAUUCCUAUGUCUGUUUAGCUUCUCUAUCCUAGUAAGUCAUUUUUAGUAACAUUGUAUGCUUACAAAAGCUGUAAAAAGGAACUUUUAAAUCCCACCAGCCUUUAACAGUAUAGUGUUUAAUAUACUGUGAUACUUGUUAACUGAAUCUUACUAUGUUUGGUUUUUAAAGACAAUUUGCCUGAUUUUUGUUGUUUUUUUUAGAGGCACUGAGCACCUGCAGGUCCCUGUAGACCAUGGAAGCUUGGGAUGCUCAGUGCCUUUGGAAAAUUAGGCCAAGUGUCUCUAGUCAUUCAGUUUAAAUGAAUGGUUAUACUGUUUUUAAUAAAAUAAGCCAUUUUCUCUGUUAAUCUCAAGACUGCAUAGUGGGAUUUGUUUAGUGUUUUCUGAUUUUUAUUUUUUCCCCAGUGUGUACCAACAUUGUAAUGUAAAAACUAGAUGUCUUUUUUUUCAGAAUUUUGUUUUUAUAUGUGCGUCGUAGUCAUACUGUAAUUCUUGACUCUUCAAAGAAAGGGCUCCAAUUAGGCUGUGAUGUUUUCGUUCUACUUAAUAUUACUUUAAUGACAUGACUUAGUUCUGUAAAUAAGAUUUAGAGCCCAAUGGGAGUUUUGAAAUAUAUUUUUUUUUUUUUAUUUUGACCAAAUGAAGAAACUGAUCUUUCUCUCUUGCUUUUUUUUUUUAUCAGUCUAAUCACUGAUUAAAACUAGUUACCACAGACCCUUGUAGGAUUGUUCCCUAUGAUGCCAAGUUCAUAUAAAAUUGAUAAUGUAGUAAAUACUAAGUACAGUACAAGACAAAUUGCUCCCAAUUUUUUAUCUAUUUUCCAGCCAUUCAAGUGAACUGCCAGCAAAAUAAAAACAACAGAACAGAUAAGAGAAAUGGCUGUGUAUGUCAAACCACUGCUGUUCACUUCUAUGGGUCCUGAUGUAUUUAUGAAGGCAGUUUUUAUAAACCAGGGUAUUCCCAAACAGAGCAUAUCAAAUACGUUGGAUCCUACAAUGUUAGACAUAGCCAUAUCUCCAUUUCCUGUAAAAGAAGAAAUACAAAUAAGUAUGCUUAAUUGUAUUGUAUGAAAUUGCCAAACUGUUUUGGAGGAACAGACUGUUAGCCUGCAAUUUCUCACAGAGCACCCUUUUCAGACUUUUCAUUGAAAGAACUGUAGUCAUGAUUCUACAGAACAUGGUUUUGGGUACCACAAGCAUUAAAAAAAAAAGUCUCCCUAAAUCACCAGCAUCUGCACACUUGCACUUAAAAUAAGCUAGACAGGCUAUUAUAAAAUCCAGUCAUGUUUAAAAUACCAAGACCUACAGGAGUGUUUUGCGGUAAAACUGUAACACUCGAUCAACAGCAAAUCAAACCAAUCUAGAAUACUCCUCUGAGAGGUUUUUAAAUGUCUGAGCCACAGCUUCUUCAGGUAAGCUAUUUAUUUAUUAUUAGUAAACUUAAGCUCUAGAAUCUGGAGCAAAAAUUCUGAAGUUACUCCUUGAAUUUCUGGAAAUGUUGACUAGAAUUCUUUUUUUCUUAGUACCUUUUAAACACAUCCAUUGGAAUGAGGCUGAAUACUAAAAUCUUUACCUUUUUGAGCCACCAGCACACUUGCAACUGUAUCUGGUACGCUUGUUCCUGCUGCUAGUAAUGUGAGACCCAUUACCGACUCCGGAAUUCCCAGUGUUUCACCUGCAGUUGAUAAAUAAUGGUAGAAAAUGCAAGUAUGUUUUUAGUUUAAGUUCCAUUGAAAGAAAUUCCUUUGUACUUUGUUUGCUGGGGAAAGGAUUAGUAAUCAUACCAUAAUUUCAAAAGGAAUCUAUCAGCUAACUUGACUAAAUUUGAAGUGACUGAACCGUGAAGUAGUUAAAAACAAGAACAA
Charadrius vociferus (killdeer) is the source of this 3544-nucleotide messenger RNA. It is a transcript of the gene MYEF2, whose product is annotated as myelin expression factor 2. Gene Ontology annotation, cellular component: nucleus; cytoplasm; post-mRNA release spliceosomal complex. Gene Ontology annotation, molecular function: mRNA binding. NCBI's taxonomy places the organism in Eukaryota, Metazoa, Chordata, Aves, Charadriiformes, Charadriidae. The record is from RefSeq and is a predicted model, not a curated record. Bases 185 to 1657 code for a protein of 490 amino acids. The transcript has 16 exons. Gene Ontology annotation, biological process: regulation of mRNA stability involved in response to oxidative stress.